GGUGAAAGGGUGUGGUUCUCUAUGUCGCUGGUAUAAAAGUUGCACUAAUUCCCAAGAUCAAAUCAGAAUUAACUCAAAUCGUUCACUGAACAGUUCUUUCAAACUCCCCCAAAACAAAAAUAAUCAACAUGAAGUUCGCCAUUGCUGCCGUAGUCGUGUUGGCUCUUGCCAUGGGUGCCCAAUCUUCCAUCAUUGGAGGAAUUCCCGGAUUGGGUCUUGGUGUUCACGGUCUUGGUAUUCACGGUUUGGGACUUGGGCUUGGAGUUCCCGGACCCGUGUUGGCUCAAGGACCAGCUGUUUUGGGAUUGGGCGGUUUGGCUGGUCUCCCAGCUGCAGUUAACAUUGCUGGUGGUCCACUUCUAGCAGCUCAUGGUAUUCCAGCUGCUGUUGCUGUUGCCCCACAUGCUGCCGUUGCUGCUGCCGUUCCAGUGCAUGGUGCCUCAUAUGUUGCCCAGACCCGUGGUGCUGUGCAUACAGCUCCAUUGCCAGGACACAUCCAAUCUGCUGCUUCAGUGAAUGUUGCCCCAGCUCCAGGAACCUUGUAAAUUUAAUUGACAAAGGAUAUUAAAACGCCACUCUGUACGACAAAGAAAAAAAAACACUCAAAGACGCUGCCAUAAUAAUAAACGAUGUCAUGUAAUUUAUUCAAAAUUUCAUUCAGGAAUAGUAAAUAAUAUAGAACUUUUACUAAAAAUUUA
Molecule: messenger RNA, 698 nt
Organism: Episyrphus balteatus (marmalade hoverfly)
Lineage: Eukaryota; Metazoa; Arthropoda; Insecta; Diptera; Syrphidae
Product: adult cuticle protein 1-like
Exons: 2
Coding region: 129-545 (138 amino acids)
Source: RefSeq, a predicted model, not a curated record